Photinus pyralis (common eastern firefly) is the source of this 744-nucleotide messenger RNA. RefSeq lists its product as uncharacterized. The record is from RefSeq and is a predicted model, not a curated record. Lineage: Eukaryota; Metazoa; Arthropoda; Insecta; Coleoptera; Lampyridae. Bases 42 to 515 code for a protein of 157 amino acids. The transcript is spliced from 2 exons.
UUACUCAAGAGAGACGUUUGAGUACAAGCGCUUCAAGAACAAUGGCUGCAAUGUCUUUGGGGUUUAUAGUACUGGUAACACCAUGGACAAUACAAGAAGUCGUAGUCGCAUGUACAGGCACGAGGGCUCCACCAGGGUUGGACUUUUUAGUGACAUGGCUGGCAUUAAGUAAUAGCUUUUGGAAUCCUUUCCUGUACUGGUUGCUCAAUAAUCAAUUUAGAAGAAUAAGUAGGGAAAUUAUAUUUAAUAAGAUGUGUUGUCGGAAACCCAACAAAAAAAUUCAACAAUUUCACCACCAGCAGCACCUCCAAAGGUGCUGUAAUACAACAGUGACGCAUACACCAGGCUGUGACUUCGAGGGAAUCUCCGAGAAGCAUUGGGGCGAAAUACUAGAACGAACUUUGUCCUCAACGUCUUUACACGCCCUUCAAAGGGCGUAUUCGCAACCGCGUAUGGACAGAUGUAACGGUCUACAAGAAAUGAAAAUGUUCGAUACGUCCGUACCAGAUUUAUGAAAAAAGGAUAAGACCACGCAGACGUUCGACACCAAAUCCGAUUAUCGAGAAACGUCGUUGUCGAAAUGAUUCUGUUUGGUCUUAUCAAUGUUUAUGAAAAAGAUUUAUGUGUAAUAUCGCGAGUGAUAAAUGUAGUUAAUAACCGGAAAUAAUGAAUUGCGUUCGUGUGACUAUUCAAUAAACUUUACAUAAUACGUAAACGUUCGAAUAUUUUGAAAUUGUGAUUAUU